AUGACGAAACCUGAUCAGUCUUCGUUAAAGCCCGGCCAGCGGCUACCUCCUCCCUUCCUGUUUCAAGGCCCGUCCCGAAAUGCAUCCAGCCUAUCCCUAACAAACGGGAACGGAAACGGGGCUCAAGCACCGUCAAAAGCACCAUCGACAUCAGCGCCCUCACCUGUACUCCCCCAGGCCUCUUCUUCUCGAGUCUCGGUGCUGAAUGAUAUUCAAGAUAUCCACGACAUCCAUGAUAUCCAUGAUAUUCGAGACAUACAAGGCCUUAACCUUCUGCCGACUCGCCGCAAGCAAACACAACCCCAACGCCGGGCAGAGGGAGCAGACGCUCUCUGGGACCAGAUGCAGAGCACUCUUGCUGAGGUGGAACUAGCAGCUAUGGGUGGUGAUCGCGUAUUUGGGUCCUAUCACCCGGAAGUUGUAGAAAGCUUGCGAGCGAAACAACUUUCACUCGCGCAAGCCUGGGCAAGGACUGAGGCCGAGGAGGUCCCUAACAGUGUGUCAUCUAUCGGCGACACUGCCUUUAUGGAAACUGAUGAAGGUAAUCCUCGAGAGGUUCUGGAUGAGAAGACAGAGAGGGAUAUUACCCAUGCUCGGAAGAGGAGAGAGGCAAAUGAUCGAUACUUCGAACGUGUCAACAACGGUGUCCUUGACGUUGUCGCGAAGUUAGAAGACGUGGCGCAAACAAUGCGAGAGGUUGCAAGCAAGAGCAAGGAGGUCUGGAGUGAAAGCGGAAGCGUGCAGACUCCUGUAGGCUCUGAUGGUUGA
Molecule: messenger RNA, 768 nt
Organism: Arthroderma uncinatum
Lineage: Eukaryota; Fungi; Ascomycota; Eurotiomycetes; Onygenales; Arthrodermataceae
Exons: 1
Coding region: 1-768 (255 amino acids)
Source: RefSeq, a predicted model, not a curated record